CGCUGCGAUGUGGGCUCCUUAUCUUCUUUCCAGCCUUCCGCUAUUGGCAUCACUCGUCACAGCUGAGUCCACUUUCUCACCGGCUCGACCGCCUGCGAUUCCUCUCGCCGUGAAGACACCGUACCUCUCAACCUGGCAAAAGGCAGGAAGCAUUGACGGCGGAAAUGGAGGCUACCUCGCAGGAGAAUGGCCCACAUUCUGGGCUGGCGCGAUCGUUGGAUGGUGUGGUCUGAUCAAGGUUGACGGCCAGACAUACACAUGGAUGGGCAAGCCCGACAACAUGCCACCAGCAGUCGAUCAAACAUCCUUCGAGUACACCUCCACUCGCAGCACCUUCACCAUGAAUGCCGGUCCAGUCAACAUGACCGUCGAAUUCUUUUCUCCCGUGGAUGUCCAAGAUAAGACCCGAUACAGCAACCCAGUCUCUUACAUGACGGUCUCGACGAAGUCCUCCGACGGCAAUGAGCACGAUGUCUCGAUCUACACGGAUGUCAGCGGCGAGUGGGCGUCUGGAGAUCGCAGCAAGGUCGUCCAGUGGGAACAAGGCGCCCAAAAUGGCCAAGGAGGCUUGGUCUACCACAAGUUCUAUAGGCAAGAGCAGCAGGAGUUUUCCGAAGACAGCGAUCAGGCAGCUUGGGGAAACUGGUACUAUGCCACUGAGCAGGGUCAAGGAUUGACAUACCAGACUGGUCCUCACAUCGCUACUCGGCAGCAGUGGAUCGACCGUGGCGAGUUGACGAACCAGGUUGGCACAAACUACCGUGCGAUCAGCGACAACUUCCCCAUCUUUGCAUUCGCGAAGAAUCUGGGCCGUGUCGGUGGCGACCAAGUGGACACCACCUUCACCAUCAAUCUUUUGCAGCGAAAUGUGGUCCAGUAUAACCCUGGCAAUGGAUUGAGGCCUGUCCAGGCGAUGUGGUCAAACUUUCACCAGGAUGAAGUCUCUGCGAUCAAUGCGUUCUACCACGACCGUCAACAAGCUCAGGACGUCGGCAAUUCACUCCACGACAAGAUUGUCUCCGACAGCAAAGCCGCUGCGGGCAACGACUAUGUCAUUGCUACCACCCUCGCCCUCCGCCAGGCCUUCGCCGCAGUCCAGCUCGGCGGUACCGCCGACACCAACCACCUCUAUAUCAAGGAGAUCAGUUCCAACGGCAACUUCCAAACCGUCGAUGUCAUCUUCCCAUUCAUCCCGAUCCUCUUCUACCUCAACCCUUCCUGGGUGCCUCUCAUCCUCGACCCGCUCUACAUCAACAUGGAAUCUCCCGGUGCUUGGCCGCAGAAAUACGCCAUCCACGAUUUGGGCGACCACUACCCCAAUGCCACCGGUCACUCCAACGGCAAGGCCGCCGAGCAGCCUCUCGAGGAAUGCGGCAACAUGCUUAUUAUGACCCUCGCCUACGCCCAGAAGACCGGCGACACAGCUUAUCUCUCCUCGCACUACACUCUCCUCUCGCAGUGGGCGAAUUGGCUCAUCGACAACAACGCCGUGCUGCCAUUCAACCAAAUUUCGACCGACGACUUCGCCGGCAAACUCGCCAACCAAACCAACCUCGCCCUCAAAGGCAUCAUCGGUCUCGAAGCCGCCUCCCUGAUCGCCAGCAUGACCGGCCACCCCAACGACGCCCAACGCUACACCUCCACCGCCCACGACUGGAUCCAACAAUGGGCAUCCCUCGCCCUCAACACGCAAGCCAACCCACCACACACCACCCUCAACUACGGCGCGCCGGAGUCCUUCUCCCUCCUCUACAACCUCUACGCCGACCGCUUACUGUCCACCAACCUUGUACCGCAAUACAUCUACGACAUCCAGUCAAACUUCUACCCUUCUGUGCGUCAAACUUACGGCGUGCCGCUGGACACCCGCUCGACGAGGAGUAAGAACGAUUGGGAAAUGUUCUGCGCGGCGAUUGCGAGCGAUCAGACGAAACAGAUGUUUGUUUCGGAUUUGGCCAAGUUUAUCAACGAGACGCCGAGUAGUGCACCCGUGACGGACUUGUUCGAGGUGGGCAACGGCACGCAGAAUGGGAAUUUCCGAGCGAGGCCGGUUGUUGGUAUAUUCUUCGCCGGUAUAUCACCCCAAUGCCAUGCAUCAAAUGCCGAAAUACAGGAGGGCAGUGGACUCGUGAGGCGAGCCUCACGCUGCGAUCUCGCCACUCACAAGUUACCCCUCACCACCAUCAUCAUCACCACAUUCCUCGCAACACGCUACAUCACCUCCAUCCUCACACACACCGCCUCAUUCCAAACACGCAGACCGGCACACAGCGCCUCACUACAGACCGGCAAACCGGCAUACAUCGCCGCGUACCCAAAUACGAAGCACCCGCACCUUCCAUCGUCUUCGCUGGCUCCCAAACCGGGAUUCCCUCGACUCUGA
Zymoseptoria tritici IPO323 is the source of this 2383-nucleotide messenger RNA. RefSeq lists its product as uncharacterized. Gene Ontology annotation, biological process: carbohydrate metabolic process. Lineage: Eukaryota; Fungi; Ascomycota; Dothideomycetes; Mycosphaerellales; Mycosphaerellaceae. The coding region runs from base 8 to 2383 and encodes 791 amino acids. The transcript has 4 exons. The record is from RefSeq and is a predicted model, not a curated record.